CCCAUCCCAUCCCAAUAUAUAUAAAGAAAGGACAAGCGUGAAACCCACUCUGUUGAAAUCUCUUCCUUUUCUUUCUGUUUUUGAGAACAGUUGAGUCUCUCUCUCGCUUAACACACACAGGAGAGAGAAGAGAAAAGAGAGAGAGGACCAUCAAUGUUACAAUGAGGUCCACUUUUCUUUUCUCUUUUGUAUAAUGAUCAAGGCUCUAAAACCUCGUCUUCUUGGAAGAAGAUGGCUAUACAGCAAAACCAUUCUUUUCUAUUAGAAGAUUCUCUGUACUGUGAGGAAGAACAAUGGGAGGAGGAGGAGGAGGAGGAAGUUGUUGUAGGAAUAGAGAGCUUAGGAGAGGAGAGAGAAAGUGAUAAUAAUCUCUCUCUUUUCCAUCUGUUGGUAUUGGAACAGGACCUGUUUUGGGAAGAUGAAGAGCUUCUCUCUCUCUUCUCCAAAGAACAAGAGAUUCAUCUUCUCAACCUUGAUGACAACAAUGGCACCGCAGACUCUGCAAUCUCUGUGGCUCGCAUGGAGGCUGUGGAAUGGAUGUUGAAAGUCAAUGCUCAUUAUGGGUUCACAGCUCUCACUGCAAUUCUUGCCAUUAAUUAUCUAGAUAGGUUUCUUUCUAGCCUCCAUUUUCAGAGAGAUAAGCCAUGGAUGAUCCAACUUGCAGCUGUCACCUGUCUCUCUUUGGCUGCAAAAGUUGAAGAAACCCAAGUCCCUCUCCUCUUGGAUCUCCAAGUGGAGGACACAAAGUAUGUGUUUGAGGCCAAAACUAUACAGAGAAUGGAGCUAUUGGUGUUGUCAACACUACAAUGGAGGAUGAACCCAGUGACACCACUCUCAUUCCUCGAUCACAUCAUAAGGAGGCUUGGACUGAAAACCCACCUCCACUGGGAGUUUCUCCGGCGAUGUGAGCGCCUCCUCCUCUCUGUUGUCGCUGAUUCGAGAUUUGUGGGUUAUCUGCCAUCUGUAUUGGCUGCUGCAACAAUGCUUCACGUUAUCCACCAAGUUGAUCCUUGCAAUUCCACUGAGUAUCAAAACCAGCUUCUGGGUGUUCUCAAUCUCAACAGGGAGAAAGUGAAGGACUGCUAUGAACUAAUAGGAGAGCUAGCAAGCAAUACUAGUUGUUGUUUCAAUGGCCAACAAAACAACCCUCACAAGCGCAAGUAUCAACAAAUCCCAAGCAGCCCUAGCAAUGUGAUUGAUGCAUCUUUCAGCUCUGAUAGCUCAAAUGACUCAUGGGCUGUUGUUUCUUCUUCACCAGAGCCACUCUUCAAGAAGAGCAGAGCCCAAGAACAGCCUAUGCAUGUGCCAUCUCUCAACAGGAUACUAUUUGUGGACAUUGUUGGCAGCCCUCGUUAAUCUCUCUCUUCUCUUUCUAAAAACUCUAUAUUUAUUAUGUUUGUUAUGUCCCUUUUGGCCCUAGUUCUCUCUCUCUCUCUCUCUCUCUCUCUCUCUCUCUCUCUCUCUCUCUCUCUCUCCAUUCAUUUGUGAUAUACAUGGGAAGAUGAAAGCAGGGUUGAUGGUUGCAGAGAUGGAAAGGAGAGAGAAAGAGGGAGAGAGAAAAAAAAAAGAAAAAAAAAGUAAAGACAGAAGCAAUGAAGAAUAUCUGCCCACUUUGUUUCUCUAUAUGUAUGUUUUAUGGGUUGUCUCUCUCUUUUUAUGUCAA
This is a messenger RNA of Camellia sinensis, 1663 nucleotides long. RefSeq names its product cyclin-D3-2. The record is from RefSeq and is a predicted model, not a curated record. NCBI's taxonomy places the organism in Eukaryota, Viridiplantae, Streptophyta, Magnoliopsida, Ericales, Theaceae.